AUAAUAUAUUCCUGUGUUUUAUUUCCUUUUCUGUGCCUCCUUUUCUUUAAUUUUCAUUGUUGUUUUCUGUAUAUGCAAUUCACUGGUCUCUGCAUGACCGGAUAAACACUGGUUCAUUGCUCUAUAAAUCUGUGGUUGAAUCCAUAUAUAUGCAGAUUCAUAUAUAAGGAUUGAUCUUAGUCAUCAAAUAUUACAAUGAUUUCCAUUUCCAGAGUGUUUUGCCUGUGGGUUGUGUUCUUUCUUGGUUCAAUCUUAUCGUAUGGUGUUUCAGAAGCAAGACAUCAUCGUCCUUCUGCAGUUGUUGUUGGCACUGUCUUCUGCCAUACCUGCUUCCGCCAGAGUUUCUCCGAUGCUAACCGCUUCAUUUCAGGUGCGGUUGUUGCGGUUGAAUGUGGAGGAGAAGGGCGGCAGAGUUUUCGCUCGGAAGUGAAAACGGAUGGUCGGGGAGAAUUUAAGGUGAAUCUUCCGUUUUCUGUUGCUAGGGGUGUGAAGAAAAUCAGGGGAUGUUCUGUUGAGGUGAUUAGCAGCGGCGAGCCGUCAUGUGCGGUGGCGUCCGCGGCGGCGGCUACGUCGUCUAUACGCUUUAAGGAAAUGAAGGAAGGGAGUCUUGUUUUCUCGGCGGGGGUUUUCACUUUCAGGCCUCUUAAACAGCCGGAGGAGCUCUGUAACCAGAAAACUGAAAAAUUGCCGCAGAUUCUAGACCCGCCGGCGUCAAUUCUGCCGCCGAUUCCGGGCGUUCCUGGUGUGCCACAGCUGCCGGUCCCGCCGCUUGGUCCCGGAAUCCCGUUGGUUCCGCCGGUAUCAAAUCUACCGGUUACUCCCAUUCCGGUGAUCCCGCCGAUUGGUCCCGGGAUAAUCCCGUUGAUCCCUCCCGCGGCGCCCCGGAAAGUGAAAGAACAGCAAGUAGUAGAACCUAGUAUUUUCCCGCCAUUUGGCAUUUUGCCGCCAAAUCCAUUACUCCCGCCGCCGUCUUUACUUCCUCCCAACCCGUUUUUCCCGCCGCCGUCCAUAAUCCCUCCGGUCAUCCCUUCCCCGCCGCCGUCCAUCUUCCCGCCGCUCUUCCCUUCCCCGCCGCCUUCAAUAUUCCCGCCGAUUCUCCCAUCGCCUCCCUCGCCGCCGCCUUCAAUAUUCCCGCCGCUUUUCCCGUCGCCGCCCUCUCCGCCGCCUUCAAUAUUCCCUCCAUUAUUCCCACGCCCAAUCUUUCCACCCAUUCCAGGCCUCACUCCCUCUCCUCCCCCUCCGCCGCCGCCGUCUCCGUUCUUCCCAUUCCCUCUCCCUCCGUUCCCAUUCCAACCCUCGCCGGGCACUCCCCCUCCGGAAUUCAUAUCUUCUGCUCAGAAGAAUCCAUAGUUUUUAGUACAAACACUUCUUGCUACAGUACUUACAUACAUAAUACUCCGUAUUAUACUAUUAUAUUACUGUUCUUUUGUCAUUUGUUUAAGGAGUCUCUGUUUUGUAAUUAUACGAUGGUAUUGCCUUGUCUGUUACA
Molecule: messenger RNA, 1489 nt
Organism: Ipomoea triloba (trilobed morning glory)
Lineage: Eukaryota; Viridiplantae; Streptophyta; Magnoliopsida; Solanales; Convolvulaceae
Product: vegetative cell wall protein gp1-like
Exons: 2
Coding region: 196-1350 (384 amino acids)
Source: RefSeq, a predicted model, not a curated record